Molecule: messenger RNA, 3483 nt
Organism: Brachypodium distachyon (stiff brome)
Lineage: Eukaryota; Viridiplantae; Streptophyta; Magnoliopsida; Poales; Poaceae
Exons: 2
Coding region: 3019-3282 (87 amino acids)
Source: RefSeq, a predicted model, not a curated record
CUUGCUGAUGAUUAAAUUAAUUCUCUGCUGCACUCCUGAAAUGGGUGGUGAUCUGGCUUACCUUGUUUUCUUAUUGGAAAUAUCUGCUUAAAUAUUCUCUUACAGUGGUCUACUAUGACUUGAACUCAAGUUAUUCUCAUUUCCAGGAACUAGGACCACGAGGCAAUGAUGUUUAGAAUCUCUUAUAUUAUUACCAUAUUAUCUUGCUACUAAUGUUUUGACUUGGCUUCAUUAAUGUCUUCAUGGUAACCUCUCCCUACUACUUGGUUACUGUUUCCCUCCAUGAAUACAAUGGCUGAAACUAUUUCCAUUUUUAUUUGGAAACUGUAACCAAAGAUGGUUGGCUCAUCAUCCUGGGUUACUAGAUGGUUAUGACGACAGCAAGUAUAAACUUGUGGAGCGUUGUCGGUGUUGCAGGCCGUGGAUGGCUUGGAUAGGAAGAGUGAGAUUCGAUCGUGAAAUACAGAGCAGGAACCCAAAGGAAUGAGCAGAGCCGUCUCCAAAAAAGAACAAGAAAAAAAUUAAGAAUCUUGCCACUGGGCAUGUAAGGAUUCUUCCCAAAAUACUUGUUAGACAUGGAAUUACUAAUGUGAUGCACUGAUUUUAUUAGUUAUCCAAUCCUUCUAUUUUUUGGCUGAAUAAAAAUGUUACAGAAGCAAUUCAGAAAGUUGCUGCUGCUUGUCAUGCAAAAUUUGUGUAAGCAGUUCUUAGCCCUCAGCUGAAACAAUUCGUCACUUAUUAAAGGGAACCUACUGUUUCCAAUGCUGGUAAAAAGGUGAAUGGUAUCUUAAUUGAAGAAAAUGGAGCGUCUUGAGUUGGUAUUAUCACCAGUCCUCGUGAAGGAAAGGUGAUCAGAAUUCAUGUUAUUUGCACGAUGCUCUCUUCUUGAACAUUUUCUUACACCUCCGUUGAAUACUCAAUUCACAGCCUAAGAAAACAGACCACCAUUUAUAAGGGAGCUGUAGACAGGAAUUACCACUUGAAGCUGAAAGCAUCAUUUUUCAGUGAGAUGAAGUUUUCAGUCAUGCCCUGCACUGCUAGAUUUGCUAAUUCGCAUUGACUUCUGACACACUCUACUGACAGAAAUUGUGAAUUGUGCCAGGGCAUUGGAAGAUAAGCAUGCGUGCUGAGCCAUAGCGGAAUACAUGAGUCAUGAGGUGCUGCAGUUGUACCCUGUUCAAUUAGGUGCAGUAUCUUGUCUAUGUGCAUCUUGCCCGUAUGAUACAGCCAUGAGAUUUUAUCCAUUCGUCUCUGUUUGCCACAAAAGCAUUUUUUUGCCUGCUCGUAUGACUAGUAGCUACUGAGUUGCUAAUGUGCAAUACUGCAAUGUCAUGGUACUGCACAUUCUAUGUGCGCCAAAUAUAUAUGGCAUGUAUGAGUUUUUGUCAAAUUUCUAGAGAGUAGAUUGUCAUGAAUUUGGAACUUGGAGUUGGUUGUUAGCUUCAGUUUCUUGAUACAACUAACAUUACUACAUCCCUGCCUGCAAGUAGCUAUUAGUUGGUAAACUCAUCUAUGCGCAAUUAUGUCUUCUGGAGCAAUAUACUUUUCAAAUAUUUCGCUGUGAUGCCCCAUUUUGGUUAUGGGUAACUUUCCUUUGGUAGGAUUGAUGAUUUCCUGUGAUUCAUGUCAUUGUUUUUCAACGAUAGUCGUUUCAGUGGGUAGUAUCUGAAUUAGACUGGCACACUGAUUCACAAGUUUGCUUAAUCAUGUUUCACUGUUGUAGCUUUCCCCUUUAAAUUAAUUUUAUGUGAAUUAUCUGUUGUUCAGACUUCAAAGGGCAGUCUGUCAUUCUGGCAAUUGCUAUUGAAUGUUAGCUUGUGUAUUUUGAGCUGGGUUCCCAGCGUAUAUAUUAUUCUUUGCGUGUAAACAAAAGUCAGCCAGUAUUUCUUGCUCAUUGUUUUAUAUUUUGUAAGAAUAUGAUUUCGUCGCAGAAAAAACUUCUGUUUUCGCUGAAGGAGAAUUGGUGUAACUCCAUCUUACAAAUUUGUACUACAUAUUUUGCUCAAUCUUCCACUCAUCAUUUCAUCAAACUCCGGAAGAUUCAACUAAAUUUGAUUCCAGUGCUUAGUAUGUGGCCUUCGUCAGGCCAUGCAACCAUAAAGAAGGUUCCUCCUUCCGACAAGGAAUGGCACAUCUCCAUCUAUAACCAAAAGAAAUUUACAGCAAAUGAUGUGCUCUCUCGAACCACAGAUAGUAGGGUGUACCUGUUAAUUUUACAAGUACGUGUGUCCUUGCCAUAAACAUAUCUGAGCAUUUUAAAUUUAAGGAGACAAAGGCAAUUGGCAAAGGAAUCUUAGUAACUUUUGUUGGAUGGUAGCAAAACUAUGUCGGAGCUUACGAGAAGUAAGUGCCGUUAAUGGCAGAUUUGCGCAAUGAUGAAAACGAUGAUCUCCUUAAUCAUGUAGGGCUAAGUUUCCUUAGCUGGUCAAAAGACGAAUUGAUGGAUGGAGCAGAACGGGAUCAAACUUGAAUAUAUAUACAAAAUUAAAGGUUGCUCCUCUGGUCCAACCAAGAGAUUCCCUGAUUGAACCGUACAAUUAUUUCCCCAUUUUCUCUCUAAAAGCUGGGAAUCGAAAUUUUCUGAAUGAUGUAAAAUUUAAGUGAGUAUGUUCUGUCAAAUUACUUGUACGGUUGAUAAGACACUGAAAAUUGCCACUAGCUAGUCAUUUGCAGUAUCUUCAUAGAGAUAUUUUUUAUUGGUUCUUGGAGCAUAAAUAAAUCAUGAAACAGAAGUUCUGUUUUAUGAGAGUUGACUCCUGACCAGCUGACCAAUUCAUUUUGCAGUUCCCUUCUGUUUUUCCUUCAUAAAACGUCAUCUGCAAGUUUACUCUUUAUAUACUGGUAUAAACAUAUUUCUGGUGCAGACAUACCCCUUUCUCCCUCUAUAUAUACCGGUGUAGUUCAGGCUCUCCCAUCUCACAUUAACUCCAAGAAGCAUAAGCAGAGACUCUAAGCCACAGCUAGUCCCACACUGAGCUAAAAUACGCAGCCCUCUCACUCUAAACUCAGCAUUGUCAGAUGGCUGGUUCAAAGGCUUUGUGCAUUUGCAUUCUCAUCUUCAUCGUCAUCUCGAGCCAGCAGGCGGAGGCGAGGCGGCUAACGAAGGUGGCGGCCACGAGCAAGAGCGAGCUAGGCGCGUUGAAAGAUGAUGGGCAAAGCUUCAAAGCAAGGGCAGGGCAAGACGGCAAAGCCAUGCCGAUGGCGACCACGGUCGACUCCAGGUCGACGUCCCCUGGGAACAGCCCCGGCAUAGGCAACAAAGGGAAGACCACCAACAAUUAGUAUAGCAGUAUUUUGGUCCAAAAGCUCUACUUGGUAAUUCUGAAUUUAUCGCUAGUUUUCCCAUUCGACGCUCUUGGAUUAAGUUCGUUUGUUGCGCGUACAUUUUUCAGUUUCAUUUGGGAAGUGUUUACCCAUGCAUGUACUACCUUCUGUAGAUUUAUUAAGAUGAAAUAAAUUUGCGAGGAAUUGCAGCCCCUAUAA